GAAGCUUUGUCGAACAUUGUAAUUAUUGUGAACAAAACAAUGGAUUUGGAAGUUUUCUUACUGUGAAUAAGCAGUAAACAUUUAGUCCGGAAAAACAGCUGAUUUUGUAAACAAAGCAAAAACAAGUGCAAAUAUAACAGCCAGUCAUUGCAGAAAAAUCUAAGUUAUUUGGAAAAACAAAAAAUGUUUCAUUUUAACGGUUUUAACAUGGAAUUCCUGGACAACGGUCGCAGUUUUCAAGAAACAUACAAAUGUUUCCCAGUGGCUAUGUUACCCGGCAAUGAACGUGAAGAUUUGGAACGGGGAGGCAAAAUUAUAAUGCCACCGUCGGCACUGGAUGUACUCACCCGUAACAAUGUUGAUUAUCCAAUGCUCUUCAAGUUGACCAAUCGCGCACAAAAGCGUACAACACAUGCUGGCGUUCUUGAAUUUGUUGCUGAAGAAGGCAAAUGCUAUUUGCCGUUGUGGAUGAUGCAAAAUCUUUUACUCACCGAAGGUUGUCCCGUUCGUAUUGAGAGCGUUAGCUUGCCAGUAGCAACUUUUUCUAAAUUUCAACCACAAUGCACUGAUUUCUUAGAUAUUACAAAUCCAAAAGCAGUUUUGGAGAAUGCCCUGCGUAAUUUUGCUUGUCUCACUACGGGUGAUGUUAUUGCUAUCAAAUAUAAUAAAAAGGUUUAUGAAUUGCUAGUGCUAGAAACACGCCCUGGCGAAGCAGUCAGCAUUAUUGAAUGCGAUAUGAAUGUUGAGUUCGAAGCAGCUAUUGGUUAUGAGCCAAACAAACCGAAAGUGGAAGAACCACCAGUGGAAGAAGUACAGGAUCAUGUUAUGGAAGAGGUAGUUGAAACAUUCAAAGGCUCCGGUGUGCGUUUAGAUGGUAAAAAAAAGAAAGAUAAUCAGCUAGAUGCGCCAGUAAUUAAGAGGAUGCUCGCUCGUGGCGUACCCGACUAUGACUACAAGUUUGGUUACUUAAAAUUUGAUCGUUCAAUUAAACCUAUUAGCGAAAGAGUGCCCAAAAAGGACGAAGAUGAUAGUGAGCCCGAAACUUUCCAUGGUCAGGGUUUUUCAAUGAAAACACGUAAAUUGUAAAACUUAUUCAAAUAAUUAAUGUAACCUAGUUUUUAGAAAUCCAUUUUCAAAAUCAUACAAAUAAAUUUGUUCAAUAAACUUUAAUAACAACACAA
This is a messenger RNA of Ceratitis capitata (Mediterranean fruit fly), 1181 nucleotides long. RefSeq names its product ubiquitin fusion degradation protein 1 homolog (gene Ufd1-like). The transcript is spliced from 5 exons. Lineage: Eukaryota; Metazoa; Arthropoda; Insecta; Diptera; Tephritidae. Gene Ontology annotation, molecular function: polyubiquitin modification-dependent protein binding. Gene Ontology annotation, cellular component: VCP-NPL4-UFD1 AAA ATPase complex. The coding region runs from base 184 to 1086 and encodes 300 amino acids. The record is from RefSeq and is a predicted model, not a curated record.